This is a messenger RNA of Alternaria triticimaculans, 2109 nucleotides long. RefSeq lists its product as uncharacterized. Gene Ontology annotation, cellular component: plasma membrane. Gene Ontology annotation, molecular function: ferric-chelate reductase activity. Gene Ontology annotation, biological process: iron ion transport; intracellular iron ion homeostasis; copper ion import. The transcript has a single exon. NCBI's taxonomy places the organism in Eukaryota, Fungi, Ascomycota, Dothideomycetes, Pleosporales, Pleosporaceae. The record is from RefSeq and is a predicted model, not a curated record. Bases 1 to 2109 code for a protein of 702 amino acids.
AUGGGCUCGAUGGGCGCCUUGCCCCCGCUCACAGAAUGGCCGGACUUCUACUACGCAGUGAUUGGGGCCGCAGUCGGUGUCGCAACACUGUUCAACGUGUACAACUAUGUGCUAUAUCGCCAAAGAAUGCUCGCAGCAAGAGGGGGAUCGCGGACGCCUGCAAAGCCUAUCUCAUGGCUCGCCCUCGGGAAUGCGACACUCUACGCCCUGACGCGCGAAGCGUCCAAUUUCUCAUUACGCAUACCACUGAAAGGUCGCAUACUCAGACUACCAACAGUCGGCCGAUCGUCGCUGGUUGUCGGGAACGUGGUCGUUCUGGUCGUUCUAUGUUUAUACGGCUUCGAUGUGACGGACAUGUUCAGCAUGGAGAAUAUUGGCUUUCGUUGCGGUGUGGUCACGAUAGCCCAACUACCGAUUAUCGUCCUGCUAGCGGGCAAGAAUAACAUCAUCGGAUGUCUCAGCGGUGUGAGCUACGAGCGUUUAAAUUGGCUACAUCGAUGGUGCGCUCGAUGCAUGCUGCUUACGGCCACCAUGCACUUGGGGUAUUUCCUCAGUGCAUGGGCUCCGUACGACUAUAUCGGCUACCAACUCAAGAAUAACGCAAUCGUUUGGAAAGGCCUUGCUGCAUGGUGUACCUUGGCGUGGAUUGUGUUCAGUUCCAUGACACCGAUCCGAGGCUGGAACUACGAGAUCUUCGUUAUUCAACAUAUCGUUUCGUUUGCAGUUUUCCUUGCGUUCGUCUACAUUCAUACCCCUCUCGAGAUGAACGGCUACGUCUGGGCUCCUGUUGCCAUUUUCCUGUUCGACCGCCUCUUCCGAGCAUUGCGACUGCUAUACAUCAACAGCUCCGUAUUUCAUCCUUCGUUAAAGAAGCGGGGCCAACUGAAUGGCCUCUGGGCGUGCAAAGCCGAAUUCACACCUCUCCCCCACAACACCACACGAAUUAGUAUACCUAACCCACCCAUCAGCUGGACUCCUGGUCAACAUGUAUAUCUAUCAUGUCACUCCGUUGUGCCGUUACAAAGCCAUCCAUUCACCGUGGCUUCGAUACCAGCGGAUGGGAAAAUGGAGUUUUACGUCAAGGCCGAGAAGGGAGGUACCAAGCGCCUCUUCAGACACGCGGAAAAAUCUGGCAAUUUAUCUGGAGUGCCCGUCAAAGCCAGGACUGUGGCCAUAGAAGGCCCAUACGGCACUCUAAGACCACUGCGCCAAUUCGACAGCGUCGUUCUCCUUGCAGGAAGUACCGGCGGGACUUUCACUCUCCCGCUCCUUCGCGAUCUCCUCCAGGGUUGGAAGGAGAAUGCUUGUGGCAAUACAGGUAGCAGUUCAAUCUUCAAAAUACCAACAGGUGCGGUGACGCGACACAUCCGCUUCGUAUGGGUCGUCAAGAGCAGAGGGCAGCUAAGCUGGUUUUCCGAGCAGCUUUCCUCCGUAUACACCGAGUUCCGAACGCUACAGGAAACACUCCGGGACAUCAAACUCGAAAUGAGCGUCUACAUCACCUGCGACGAGUCUUUCACAGAAGAGCACAACUCCGUGCUUUCCGGCGUGACGGCACCCAACAUGAACACAAAAUCACAGAGCGAGCCCCAGCACGGCACUGUGCAAUACAGAUCGCCCUCACAGGCAUCAGAAAAGAAGAGCGAGAAGAAAUCGCAUAGGCAGGGAUACCAAGAAGUAACAUCUAUCGAUUCAUCAAGUCUCGAUAUCCAAGAAGCAUGUGGUCCGAACGGCACAUGCUGUUGCCGCACUGCGGUUGACGAAUCGUCUUCAGCUAGUAAAGCGGUGUGCAGCUGUUCGAAACCUCAAGCCACUGCCUUGUCUCGUCCUACAUCUCUCGCACCUUCCACACCCUCAUCUCUCGAGAAAGGCCAAAGAGUCGUCGUGCAUCCGUCGAUAGCGAUAUACUCCGGUCGACCGAAGACGCGGGAUAUCAUACGCAGGUCGUUAGAACAAGCGUUGGGCGAGAGUGCGGUCGUGGUGUGUGGACCGCAGGGGUUGGUGGCAGACGUGAAGCAUGAUGUUGUCUGGUUGAGCGAUGAGCGCGCGGUGCACAAAGGGACGGGAGCGCAGGGCAUAUACCUACACACAGAAAGCUUUGGAUGGUAA